ACUCUUUUCAUGUAUGGACCUAAAUGCAAUAUAUGAAAUUAGAAACAGUCCAGUUAUCCAAAUUCAUACAAGCUGGAGGGUUAAAAGUUAAAUUACGCGGAACUUGGUUCGCCGCUUCUAUAAAACCUAACCGAGUGUCGGAAAUAAAUUCAAUCUCCCGCUUCUCUCUCACACACUCACAGCCUCCACUCCUUUCUCUCUCUCACUUCGAAACUUCCCCAAAAAACGUUUUGGUGUCGAAGCUGACUUGAACUUUUGGUGUGGCCUUUAUAUUCUACCUGACAAGUUAUUUUGAAAUUUUUGUUUGAGCAAAUGGCGGAGGAAAACUUCGAGGGACAGCAAAUGGCUGAGGAAAAAAUUGAGGAACAGGACUUGAGUAAUCUACAGGAUGACAAUGUAUCCGAGAACUCACAGCACUCAGAUGAAGUAAAGGGAGAUGGGAAUGAUGCAGAAGAGGUAAACGGAGAUGGAAAUGAUGCAGAAGAAGUAAAGGCAGACGAAAAUGAUGAUGCGAAAGAAGUGACGGGAGAUGAAAAUGAUGCGGACGAACUGACGGCAAACGAAAAUGAUGCGGACGAAGUGACGGGAGAUGAAAAUGAUGCGGACGAAGUGAACGGAAGUGAAAUUGAUGCAGAAGAAGUGAACGGAAGCGAAAAAGUUGCAGAGGAAGUGAAGGGAGAUGAAAAUGAUGCAGUCGUUGUUGAGGAAAAGAAAUGGCCUGGAUGGCCCGGAGAGAAUGUUUUUAGGUUGUUAGUUCCUGCUCAAAGAGUUGGUGGUAUCAUUGGACGCAAAGGAGAAUACAUAAAGAAAAUAUGCGAGGAAACAAAGGCUCGAAUUAAGAUUCUUGAUGGCCCUCCUGGUACAACGGAAAGAACUGUAAUGGUGUCUGCGAAGGAGGAACCAGAUCUUCAGAUGCCACCUGCCUUGGAUGGGCUUUUGAAGAUCCAUAAACACAUCCUUGAUUUAGAGUCAGAUCCAGCGAAUGCACGAUCAGGUGGAACAAGUUGCACCAGACUUCUGGUGGCAGCUUCCCAAGCUGGCAGCUUGAUCGGGAAGCAGGGUGCCACUAUAAAGUCUAUUCAAGAUGAUUCACAUUGCACGGUUCGAGUUCUUGGAGAAGAGCACUUGCCCGUGUUUGCUCUACCAGAUGAUAGUGUAGUCGAGAUACAGGGGGAGCCUGAAGGUUUGUGCAAAGGAGUUGAAUUAAUUGCUACCCAUCUUAGGAAAUUUCUAGUAGAUCGAAGCGUCGUUGGAGUAUUCGAAGCGCAGAUGAAAAAUUCAAAUGUUCGAGCAAACCAGAAUAUGCCUCCACCCCAUUCUUGGGGACCUCCUCCGCCAUCUUUUCCUAUGAAUCCUGAAGGACACGGUUAUGCAUCCAACCAUCCACCACCCAUGCAGCCUCAUCCACGCCAAUAUGAUAAUUACUAUCCUCCUGCAGAUAAUAUGCCUCCUUAUGAAAAUCAGUCUCGAGGGCCAACUAAUUUUGGCAGGGACAUGCCGAUGGGAGCUCGUACAACUAAUAUGCAGUCACAGCAAGCAGUGAUUGGGAAGGUGACACAGAACAUGCAAAUUCAGCUAUCGUACGCAGAUGCUGUUAUUGGUAUUAAUGGUGCAAACAUUAGCUACAUUCGUCGUGCUAGUGGUGCUACUAUUGCCAUACAGGAAACGAGAGGCAUUCCCGGGGAGAUGACUGUUGAAAUAAAUGGCUCUUCGUCUCAAGUCCAAGCAGCUCAACAGUUGAUACAGAAUUCAAUAGCGGAUGCUGUAAGCAGUGCACAAAACGCGCAACAAAACCAAGGUUAUAAUCCGUAUGCAUCUCAUGGUCCGGUCUAUACUUCUCCCCCAUCUAACGCGGCUGGUCAAACUGGAUAUGCUCCUCCCGGGGACUAUAAUGGAGCUGGUUAUGGCUACUAAGAGAUUUUCGACUUUUUUUCUUUUUUAACUGUAGAAAGUCGUUAUUGCGCUUAUCAAUGUUGAUUGUAAGAUGUUAACUUACUUGCUGUGGUGUUGUAAUAGAAGGGCCUAAAACAAGGUAGUUGUGUUGGAAGCAUUGCAUGACUGUAGUUCAUUAUGGUUUGGAUAAUCUCUGGUGUUCGUUCGUAGCUAAUCUUUUUUUCGUCUCCGUUUCUUA
Erythranthe guttata (spotted monkey flower) is the source of this 2131-nucleotide messenger RNA. Its product is annotated as flowering locus K homology domain. NCBI's taxonomy places the organism in Eukaryota, Viridiplantae, Streptophyta, Magnoliopsida, Lamiales, Phrymaceae. The record is from RefSeq and is a predicted model, not a curated record. Gene Ontology annotation, molecular function: RNA binding.